AUGACCAGUGAUUUAAAUGAAUCUGACAUCAAAUUGACAACUGAAGACAUCGAUACGGCUCUUCGUCUCAUUCAACAACCAGCUAUUAUAGAUCAAUCUAUGACGGAAUUUUUACGAGGAAAGAGUAAAGAUAUAACCACUUGUAUUUUACAUACUUUUCAGCAAUCGCCAAAAGAAUAUGUGAUCGAAAAUAUUACACUUGUUCACAACGAAGUGCUCUAUCAUAACUAUUCGAUGUGUUCGAUAGAUACCGAAGAGCGAAUACUGUUUCAUGGAACAAAGAAGACUAACUUUGACGAUAUAUUUGAUGAUAAUUUGAAGAACUUCACAAUUAUUAAUCGACGUACUGAUAAUGGUUGGUAUGGUCGUGGUAUCUAUUUCAGCAGCUCACCUCAUUAUUGUGUAACUUAUACACGAUCAGAGCAUCGUAUCAUCUAUUUGUUGUGCUGCCUCGUUAAACUUGGAAGAAUAUUCCAUGUCAAAGAUAUGAGUUACAAAGGAAAAGAAAUCCGAAAAGAUGCAGAUAGUCACUACGCACAAGUGAAUGACGCUGGCUAUCUAAUACAAGCAGGAGAACAUAAUGUUUAUGAAGAGUUUGCUGUUAAAGAAAGUAAGCAAAUUUUUCCGAUGAUCAUUGCUGGACUACGACCUGUAAACCGUUUUGUCGUAUGGCGCGAUGCCAAAAUUGCUAAUGGAUCCAAUCCAACUCUCAUUCAAACCCUGAAACAGCAAUAUGGUUUUAAUAUUUAUGGAUGUGAAUCAUCAACCGACGCUAUAAACAUUCUAAUGUGUAAACUCAAUGAUCCAUUGAUGCGAUGCGCUGUUCUAACCAAUGGAGGCAAUGAAGCUGAGCAAUUUAUAGACUGUUGUCAAGCCAUAAGAUCAACGAUUCCGAUAAUGAUCUAUUGUGUUCAAGUUGAAUAUCAUAAAGCAUGGACUGAAAAAAAGGGAGGAGAACCUAAAAUCCAAGUGACCGGUUGUCCUAACGACGUGUUUUCGUUUAUCAAUGCUGCUUUUUCAGAAGAACUUAAUUAG
Molecule: messenger RNA, 1035 nt
Organism: Rotaria sp. Silwood1
Lineage: Eukaryota; Metazoa; Rotifera; Eurotatoria; Philodinida; Philodinidae
Source: the annotation of a GenBank genome assembly